Molecule: messenger RNA, 5866 nt
Organism: Salmo salar (Atlantic salmon)
Lineage: Eukaryota; Metazoa; Chordata; Actinopteri; Salmoniformes; Salmonidae
Product: prostaglandin D2 receptor 2
Biological process (GO): inflammatory response; phospholipase C-activating G protein-coupled receptor signaling pathway; complement receptor mediated signaling pathway
Cellular component (GO): plasma membrane
Molecular function (GO): G protein-coupled receptor activity; complement receptor activity
Source: RefSeq, a predicted model, not a curated record
AGCUGUCUAGUUCAGUGCUCUCCAACCUUGUUCCUGAAGGGCUACCAUUCUGUACAUUAGGCUGAAACCCUAAUCUAGUGCACCUGAUUCUAAUAAUUAGCCUGUUUAUAAGCGGAACCAGGUUACUUCCAACUGGGUUUGGAUUGAAAACCUACGGAAGGAUAGUGGUCCAGGAACAGGGUUGGAGAGCCCUGUUCUAGAGUGACUCAUGGCUGAUCCAGAGGCAGCAGGGCACCCUGGGUCUCAAAUUGCACCUUAUUCCCUAUAUGCCUCAAAUGCCGCUCUGGACAUUGAAGCCAGUUCCACUGCAUAUUUUUGUUCCCGUCUUAUCAGGGACUGAUUUACACCUGGUCCAGGUGUGUGCAGAUAAUUGUCAGGUAUAAUUAUUCAUGAAACUUUGUCUAGUCCGAAGGUUGAAAAUGUCUGUCCCAGAUUUGAGUAAAGUAGGUUGUGUGUUACACACUACCUCCUAUACGUUUUGUUUUAAAGCAGUUAGGUGGCAGACUGCAAUUAGUCCACCAGGGGGCAAGUGUACAUUUCAAGGGUAAACCUGUUCAUAAUAGAAUGAGUUUCGACAGUUUAUCUGAGGCUCUCAGAGGAAGGAAGAGGUACACCACUGUCUCAACACAUUUUGCAGUCAGUCCGUACACCCGUUUGAAAAACAUCAGCUGCUAGGCUUUGACAUUUUAACGUAGUUGUCGUUAAUAUGUGUAUAAAUUGUGAAUCUAAACUGAUAGGAUAAACAUUGAUACAAAUGGGUGGCACAGGAUCUGAUGGACAGGACUGAAAGUACGCUGUUGUAACCCACAGAUCAGUGUGGACUGUAGAGCUACAUCCCAAAUGUCACCCUAUUGCUCUGGUCAAAACUAGUGCACUUUGUAUAACAUGAAUGUCUAGCAACUCAAAGGUUGUGAGUUCGAAUGUUGUCACGGACAAUCCUUCCUCUAACCUUAACCCUGUAACGUAUCAUACUAAAUAGAGUGUCUUGGAUUUACGUACAGAAUCAUACGAAUUGCUCUAUGACCAGGUUGGUGUUCUGCAAUACCUAGGUAUGGAUUGGGAUCCCCAGAGAAAUAGGCCCAGGCAUUACUAACACACCAGCCCAUUUUUCUCCUUGAGGUUCCCAUACUGGCCCAUUAUUAGCACUAUGGCCAGUCUGUUUCUGGAAACACCUGAAUAGUAUUCUAACUAGGCCCUUAUCAGUCUGUGAGAACAGAAUAUAUUUCCAACAGUCACUAAAUAAGAUUUCCUUUGAGAUAUCAUUUGAAAUGUUUUAUGUUGCUGUGCCUUAGUACCAAAAGCCUAUGUUGAGUGGAAUCAUUUGCAUUCCCUAUGCAAAGAUCGCCUACCCAUUUUUAGAACUGCAGGCAAUAAACUGCCGAUGGACAAUGGCACAUCACAUAUCUUGCCCAAGAGGACUUUGAAUUUCCUGUUCUACAGAACCUGUCACUGAAGCAAGUCUAAUUAGUGAUGCAAUUGUUGUGCUUGGAUUAUUGUUUUACUGUCAAUGAUGCUUUGCCAUACAUACCAUGCAUGCAAGUGGAAACGGGUUGAGUAAAGAGUAGUUAUUUUGUGUGAAUGUUGUGUGACUGGAUGCUUUCUCACUUGUUGAUGAAUUAAGCAAUGGUUCACUCACAUCUGAAGUUUCCACAGCUGAGUGUGGUAUUCGAGCAUAUUUUUGUGGUCGUCAGCAAUCUCUUAAUCAGCACUGCAAAGAAACAGCUUGUGUGUGUGAGAGAGAGAAAUAUAUUGCAUCAAAAGAGUCGCAGCGCGUAUCAAAACCAUAAGAUUGCAUUAAGGAAUGACGAUACAAACUGCUUUUUCCCCAGGUCCACUUUAAAAAAAAUGUUUUUACACAUUUUGGGUUAGGUUGAGGUCCUUUUAAUUUGUUUUUUCUGAAAGUUCUUCCUCGGCUAUAUCACCAAUAAUCAGUAGUCAGUGUAUUAACAAGGCGAGAUAAACUUAUCUUUAAUCUGUCAAAUGCUUUUCAUCCCCAGUUCAACUGACUCGUGGGUGUAACUGCAGGCGUGUCAGUGUGCUUGAAUACCCACCAAUCAUAACUACACUGAUCACAACCAGUGCAACAAGUCUCCCAACGUGGACUCAGCAGUGGAGAGAAAAUUCUCAGUUAAGUGUUGUACACAGGAAUUCAGAGCCAAAGUGGACAAAGUGUCAGAAGCAGAAUCUCAACUGUCAAGAUGACCAACUCUAGCAGCAGCCCCGGCUACUGCCCUCUCAUCCAGGCCAUGGUGAACGCCAGCGUACCCUCCAACUCCUCGGCUGAGGUGGGGGCUCUGAGCCUGGCCACGGUGUGUCUCCACGGCCUGGUCUCCGCCUUCGGCAUCCUGGAGAACAUCCUCAUCCUGGGGGUCGUGGGUUUCCGUGUCCGCCGUACCGUCAUCAGCGUGUGGAUUCUCAACCUGGCUGCCUCGGACCUCCUGGCCACGGCGUCACUCCCCUUCUUCACCAUCUUCCUGGCCCGCGGAGGCACCUGGACCCUGGGCACCACCUUCUGCAAACUCCACUCCUCCGUCUUCUUCCUCAACAUGUUCGUCAGCGCCUUCCUGCUGGCGGCCAUCUCUCUAGACCGCUGUCUGGUGGUUCACAAGCCCGUCUGGGUCCACAACCGGAGGAAUGUGCGGCUGGUCGGCAGGGUAUGUGGAAUCAUCUGGGCCCUGGCUGUGCUCUGUACGGUACCGUACUACCUGUUCCGGGAUACUAUUCAUCGGCAUGACGGGCGGGUCAUGUGUUACUAUAACUACGCCCAGUAUCUCCCUGUUAGGAAGUUUGACCUAAAAGAGCUGUGUGAGGCACGCCAGGAUGCCCUGGCCUUCGCUAAGCUCCUCCUGGCCUUCAUUCUUCCCCUGGUGGUCAUUGUGUGGAGCUAUGUGUCAGUGACCAUUAGUAUCGCGCGUCGUGGCCGCAACCGGCACCCUUUCCGCUUCGUUCGGCUAGUGGUAGCGGUGUUGAUGAGCUUUGUGGUCUGCUGGGCUCCAUACCACGUCUUCAGUGUCCUGGAGGCUGUAGCUCAGUAUAGACCCUCCCUCCGGGGCCUCGUGGCCAGCGGCCUGCCCCCCACCGCCAGCCUAGCCUUCCUCAACAGUGUGCUAAACCCCAUCCUCUAUGUGUUCAGCUGCCCGGACCUGUGCCAUAAGAUCAGGCAGUCCCUUGCGGCAGUAAUGGAGAGCGUGCUGGCGGAGGACCUAGGGGAGUGGUCACGGCGACAAAGCACGCAGAGAUCUUCCAUCAGUACCUCAGAGCUGCUGCUGAGGGGGAGGAGGUCCCUCAAGAAUGUCCCCAGCCUGAGAGGAAGAGACUCUAGGGCGGAGGAGGAGACGGCACAGAAGACGAAGGAACCACACCCUGCUAACUGAGAGGAGGUGUUGUGUCAAUGAAGGUUCCGGUGCCAAAGCCAGGUUCGCGUCUAGGUUCUGCAACAGUGGGAUACAUAAUGAUCCGUUUAGAAAUCAUUGCAUUUUGAAUCCGUGUUAUGUACAGCAUACACCCAGAAGGAUUGAGGGAUAUAUCUUGUGUGUUUUGCAAUGGUUUCAGUAGUGUUAAACCAAAGGCUCAGCAAUGUGCUAGUAUGCUUUUAUAUUUGCUUGUUGCUUUUUUACGGUACCCAUUCCAAGUUGGCUCUGAUGCACCCCUGUUCAGUUGCAGACUUGCCUGCUAAUGUAAAUGGUGACCCACUGGUCUCGCUUCGGCAAGUCACUACUAAGGAAAUUCUGGACUCUCUUAGUUAUUGAUGGUAAAAGUCCACUGGGGCAGACAUGCUUGACCCAUGUCUUCUACAACUUGCUGUACAUAUGAUUGUGGAACCCUUGACACAUAUUUUUUAUUUAUCCAUUCUCUUGGGUAUUAUUCCUAAGGUGUGGAAGGUGGCCCUUGAUAUCCCACUCCACAAAGGUGGUGAUCCCUGCUAUCUUCGUAAUUAUCACCCAAUCUCAAAACUUUCAUGUCUAGCGAAGAUAUUAGAAGUCUCUGUAAAUUCUCAGCUGCUGUCCUUUUUUAGAUGGAAAAUGUAUUCUGAAUGCUCACCAGUCAGGCUUUAGGCCAGGACAGAUCACCAUCUUGGCUGCUUUAUAUGGUUAACGCAAUAGAUAGGAAACAGCACUGCACUGCCCUUUAUAUUGAUCUGUCGAAAGCAUUCGAUAUGGUCGGUCAUGCACUCCUGCUACGGAGGCUAUCCGAAAUUGGUAUAGACCAACUGGCCUGUAGCUGGUUCAAAAAUGAUCUGCACGACAGAAGUAAAUGUACACUGAGUGUACAAAACAUUAGGAACACCUUCCUAAUAUUGAUUUGCACGCUCUUUUGCCCUCAGACAGCCUCAAUUCGUUGGGGGAUGGAUUCUACAAGGUGUUAAAAGCGUACCACAGGAAUGCUGGCCCAUGUUGACUCCAAUGCUUCCCACAGUUGUGUCAAGUUGGCUGGAUGUCCUUUGGGUGGUGGACUAUUCUUGAUACACACAAGAAACUGUUGAGCAUGAAAACCCCAUCAGUGUUGCAGUUCUUGACACAAACCGGUGUGCCUGGCACCUACUACGAUACUCCAUUCAAAGGCACUGAAGUCUUUUCUUUUGCCUAUUCACCCUUUGAUUGGCACAUAUACACAAUCCAUGUUUCAAUUGUGUCAAGGCUUAAAAGUCUUUCUUUAGCCUGUCUCCUCCUCUUCAUCUACACUGAUUGAAGUGGAUUUAACAAGUGACAUCAAUAAGGGAUCAUAGCUUUCACCUGGAUUCACCUGGUAGGCUGGCAUGGAAAGAGCCGGUGUUUGUAAUGUCUUGUACACUCAGUGUCUAUAUGCUGAUGGAGUUCAGUCUAUUUUUUUUUUUAACAUAACCAAGGAGUGCCACAAGGCUCAAUACUAUGCCUUUUACAGUUCACUAUUUACAUUAAUAAUGUUUGUCCCUGAAUAAUAAUAAUAACGGGCUUACAUCUCUAUGAGGAUUCGUUAUUUAUUCAUGUGCCCCAUCAGUGCAGCAGGCCGUUCACGACCCUCGGAUUUGAUUCAAUUCAAGAAUCGCUCACCGAUCUUAAAUUAGUGCUAAAUGUUGAUAAAACCAAGUUUUUUUUUUUUCAGGUCUUGUGAAAUUUAUCCUAAAGACCUGCGUAUCUGUACCUUGAGAGGUGCCCAAAUUGAGCUAGAUCCCCAUUGUAAGUCUCUACGGUGCCUUUAGAAAGUAUUCAGACCCUUUGACUUUUUCCACAUUUUGUUACAUUACAGCCUUAUUCUAAAAUGGAUUAAAUAAAACAAAUCCUCAGGAAUCUACACACCUUACCCCAUAAUGACAAGGCAAGAACAGGUUUGUAGAAUUUUGGGCAAAUGUAUUGAAUAUAAAAAAAACAGAACUUUUUUACAUAAGUAUUUCCUAUGAAACUUGAAAUUGAGCUCAGUUGCAUCCUGUUUCCAUUGAUCAUCCUUGAGAUGUUUCUACCACUUGAUUGGAGUACAUUGUGGUAAAUUCAAUUGAUUGGACAUGAUUUUGAAAGGCACACGCCUGUCUAUAUAAGGUCCCACAAUUGACAGUGCAUGUCAGAGCAAAAACCAAGCCAUGAGGUUGAAGGAAUUCCCUAUAGGGGGCCGAGACAGGACUGCGUCAAGGCACAGAUCUGGGGAAGCGUACCAAAAAAUGUCUGCAGCAUUAAAAGGUCCCCAAGAACACAGCCCGGCCAACCUGAGCAAUCGGGGGUGAAGGGCCUUGGUCAGGAAGGUGACCAAGAACCCAAUGGUCACUCUGACAGAGCUCCAGAGUUCCUCUGUGGAGAUGGGACAACCUUCCAGAAGGACAGCCAUCUCUGCAGCACUCAACCAAUUAGGCCUUUAUGGUAGAGUGGCCGACGGAAGCCACUCCUCAGUAAAUGGC